CCUGACAUAGUUUUUCCUUUAGUUGGCAACAAUUGGCCACAUAUUAGGAACUGAGAUUUAUUUUCUGUAUCGUGCACAUGUUCCCUCUUGUAAGAUAAUGCAGCAUCAGUGGGCAUUUGGAACUCUGUUAUUUUGUUAUGACAUUUCAGACAGCACAGGAACUGAAAUUUCUUCUGAAUGGAAGUCCAUCUAUUGUGCUAGAAAUUGUGCGUUUUGGUUUAAAGCUACAUGAUUUAUUUUUUUUUUUAAGUAAAAAAAUCUUGUUUAAUUUCUAAGAAAUCUCUAAGAAUUCCUAAAGAAAAACCCAUAUGUGACUUACCCUGAAAUCAACCCAAUUCUAAUUUUUUCAACAAUGCAACAAAGCUUCUUACGGAUCAAUGAUUAUGAAAGUGAUUGGUAAAAUAAAUGUUAAUGGAAUUGUACCGGCAGCCUUAGUAAAAAAAAAGGGGUUAAUUUUAUGUCAAAUGUUUCAUGAAGUAAAAACAAGUACUGUCACUGGUCAAAUCUGGACCAGUGGGUUUCUACUGGGGCACUAAAAGGGUCAUGUAAAGAUGUGCUCCAUAGGGAUAGCUUUUCAUUAUACAGUGCUGUGAAUCUUCUUGCCUCAAUUUUCUAAUUCUAAAUAGUCUCAGAGAGUGCAAAAAAUGAAGAGGCUGAAACAAAUGAAGAAGUAAAGACCAGGGUGAGUCAUAUCUUACCUGCUAUAAGCUGUCUAAAAAUUAGGCUUCCAAUCUAAACUCUGUGGUCAUCCAUAGUCAAAGGACAAGAACUGAGCUGUAUUGUUGUGCUACACAAGUUACUUUGAAAAUAACAAAGUGUUGGGCAUUUUUGCAUAAAUAUUCAAAUGAGAGAUAAUUUUAAAAUAUUUUUAAGGUAAGAACAACCUGUCUGAUGGUUAAAUUCCACUGAAAUAGUCAUGCUUGUGAACACAUAGACACUGUCUUCACCUGCCUCCCCCCAGUCACGCCUAAAUGAUUUCCCCAGAAUUACUAAGGAGUGAGAUUAGCAAAUCAUUUUGAGAGUUUAAUGGAGAGGAUCCAUGAAACACCCUGGGUGUCAUCCACCACUCUCAGUGCUAAUGUCUGUCAUUGUAACUGUGGCUGUUCAAGCCCUGGAAGGGUGCGAUCUGUCAGUGUACCGUGGAUUAGCCAUGUCCAGAAACAGUGCUGGGGAUGUUAGCAAUGCUGUUACAUUGUCUAUUCAAUUCAAUAUGAUCAAUCCCUCUAUCAGGGAGCAGUUAGUUAUCUUUAUUGGAAAAGUCACAACUUGUUCUCAGAAUAGAGGCUGCAGCCUACAUCCUAGGUAUAAUAAAGUGCUUGUUGGUUGAUGUUUUUCCUUUCUUUUUUUUAAUUUAAUGUUAAUGUGAUCCUUUAAAAGUUGAUAAAAUGAGUUGGACAUGAGGCCUUUUAAACAGACCCAUGGGAUCAGAGAGGAUGCUGGAGUAGCUAAAAUAAAAUAUUGCAUCUUAAAAUGCAUUUAGAUCUAGAAGUCUUCAUACUUGCUUAAGGAGGCUGUCAUUUCAACAGAUGUAUGCUGUUUCUGCUUCAGAGGAGCAGUUUUGGGUCCCUGAGGGUCAGAGGCAGGGUUUGCACCAGGGCUGAGUGGUCUGUGUGCCUGAUUUUAGGGAGGCGGUGGGCAGAGCUGCCUUUGUUUCUAAUGCACUGACUGGUACCCAGCGGGCUGAGUCUCUGGAGGAUGAGCUGGGCCGCCUGUUCCCUGUGUCGCUGGUUUGCCUGGCACAAACCUCCAGCUGCCCAAGUACCCUACCUGGCAGAGGGGCUCGUGUGCCUGCCAAGGGUGUCUGGGGCACUAUCACACAAGGGCUGCCUAUCCAAUACUUCUCCACCCUUUGCAGAGCCCUCCCCUUGCCAACUGGACCUUUUUUUUAAAAUCAGGCAAUGUAGUUAAAACCAACAGUGGAAGCACCCCACAAGCUGCACUUCACUCAGCAGGACCUUCUUCUUUCACACUUCAUAAAACUAAAGAGUGUAAAGCUGCACCCCUGACUCCUUCCAUGGGAAGACGCUUUCCCUCCUGCCUUGUCCUCAGCUCCUCUCCUGAGCAGCCUCUUCAGGUGAGCUCAGGUGGUUUUUCAGGGGCUGGCAAGGGAGCAGAGGCUCGGAGCUGGUAGUUUAAAUUAAAGGGACAUCAUGGGGAAAUUGUGGUGACUGCUUUUCCUUUCAGCUGUGCUGUGAAAAUUAAAGUAGAAAUGGGAUAUACUAUUGCAGACAUUUAACUGACUACACCAAAGCCCAUUUCAAUACAUGCCUGGUGAAGGAAUAAGACUUGCAAAUGAAUUACUUUGCUGCUAAUUCAUGUAAAACCUGCAUGUGCGCUGAGGUUUCCUUAAAUAUUUGAUAAGUGAACAAAACUCUAGCACACUAAAGUGCCAAAUUAAAAUGACUGUCUGACCCGAUAAAAAGCAUAAUUACUUUUAAUGAAUACACCUGCCAAGUGCAGAUAUGCAGAGCAGCACCUGAUAUUUCUGCCCCCUCCUGUCUGCAAGCAGCCAUACAGCACUGACUGCUACCUAGUGCCUUACCUGUUGCUCCUGUCUGCGGAGCGAAUCCCACUCAUAGAUGGCUGACUCUCUUCAGUCUCCUUCUCCAAGGCUUUCAGGACACUGAUUUUUAUCCAGUCUUGCUUGGUGUUGAGGAAAAAGGAGCUCUAGAAAGCAGAACCCCCCCCCACCCUGCUCCCUGGUGCUGAGACCUCAGGGUAUAGAUUCAGGCUUUGCUUGCUCAGUGUGCACAUAUGUGUGUGCCUGUGUGCCUAUGAAUACAUGUGCAUAUAUAUGUGUGUGUGCACAGGUAUAUGUAUAUAUAUCUCCCCUUUUAACAUAAGUCAUCAGUUAGUUGACUUUUGUCUUGUUGGUUGAGUCUGACUGUCUCAAAUUUAUUUAGAAAACUAAUGCCUAUUGAAGAAUGAGCAUUAAAAAAAAAAAACAAAAAGAGAGAGAGAGAAGACAGACAACCAUUUCGUUGAGUGUCAGGUGAUUUUGUCAUUAUAUUGUUCAAGAAAUUAGAAAGAUUUCAAUGAAGAUGACAGAUAUUCUUCACUGAAUAAGUAGUCCAUGGCCCACGUUCCCACUAAGGCUUGCAAAUCACCACAACGGUGGUUGAUUCAAUUCAGGGUACUGUUGCAGUCUUUGCACCUGGGCCCAUGUUCAUCCAUAGCUACACAUCAUGCAGUGAAAUCAACACCGGAGAGACAUGCUAUUCAGAACUGGCAAGAAAAUAACAUACAAAGCUGAGUGUUUAAACAAAAGAUGCAUUUUUUUUCUUUCCAUCCUGUCCCUUCCCCAUUUUUGGGAGACAGUGUCACACCUAGUAACCUUCCAUCGGUGACCACCUCCAUCCUAGCAGGGCUGAGAGCUUUGCUGGGCUCACAAGACAGUUAUUCCCCACCCCAGUAGUUUCAGCACGGAUGACCAAGGGCCAGGCAAGCUACACACAGUUUCAGGGUCUUUUGGUGCUUGUGUUGUUUCCCUAGAACAGCAACAUGAGUGAAGGUUCCGUUAUGUUUGAUCCCACUGUAGGUUUUGUAGAAAUAUUUGUCAUUCAGCAGUCUUGUUUGAAAUGCUCCACCCAUCUGUCUUCUCCACCCAGUGCAAAAUUUCACCCUGUAAUUGCGAGAGCUGUAGGCUGGAGAUAAAUUUCAUUCUUACUUUGCUCUGCAUUUCACUCCUGGAGUUCUUUUACAAUCCUCAUUUCCUCCUCUUCCACUCCUCUGAGUAAAAAUAACAGAAAUGAAUGCUAGAAAAGCUGUUUAGUAAGAAUUAACCAUUUCUUCUGAAUUUGUGCCCCCCAUGAGAAACUGACUUCUUCAUUACUGUUUCAGUCCAUAUCUGAAAAAUACCUUCCACACUGAGUAACUGCCCCAAAGAUUAAGAGGUAAAGCAGACAGACUCUUACUUGUUAUUUUUUUCCCCUAACAACUACUGUGCAUGGCUUAUGAAGUACCUUGCAAAAUCCUGUCAGGCUAAUGCUGGCUUUUUUGGUGGGCCACCCUAGAUGAACCACUUGCAGAUAUAGGUUAGACAAAUACAGCUACUUGAUGGAUGAAGAAAGUGAGCUCAUUUGGCUUGACAGGGACUAUGCUGACCUGCUUGAAGCUAUUUGACCAAUGAAAAUAUCUUGCCAUAAAGUAGAUUCAUUUUACUGUUUACCGAAUGCUAAAGCUGCCAGUCUGAUGGUCGAGUUUGCACAUUUUUAGGUUGGGACAGUGCUGCUGCCUAAUUUUUUUUCAGCUGUUCUGCUACAUUACCCAAAAGUCAAAAAUUAUCUUGCUGCACACAUAUGGACAUAUAGGCUGGUCCUAGAUGUGCAAAAUAAUACAUGAUGCUUAAGUGAGAGAGAAGAAAUAAAUUGUUUAACCUGUUUUUUUUCAUAUAUAUAUUUGGACUUCAGCACUGAAAUUUUAAGUUCAGUAUUAUUGUUAUAUAAAGAAAAUGAAAAUGAAGAGCAGUUCAUCUCUGAGUUGUUGCUAAUAUUGCAGAUGCAUUAUAACUGCUAUAGCAGAUUACAUUUAUGCCUAAGAGAAACAGAAUUCAGCAAAUGAGUUUCAAAGUCUAGUCUGACUUGUUAGAGGGCUACAGAGAGAUGGGCAUGCAGGAGCAGCUCCUGGUGAUGGAGUACUUUCAUGUCUAAAUUUUCCUUUACGCCUAUCUGAUGGGUAACGUAAUGGAUAACGUAUCUGAUGGAUAACAUAAUACUGGAAACGUAUUUUAUUUCCCACUGAGUUAUGAAAAGGCCUCAUCUAUCAUAAAUCUUUAAAAAAUAAACAAAAAACCCAAACUAAGUGAAUAAAUGAGCAUAUUGAUUUUAAACAGCACUAAAAAGCAAACAGCCAUAUUGACUUCUGCAAAGGCUAGUUGAUUUGCUUCCUUGAUAACAGGCACCAGCUUAGACAAAUCAAGUCUGUGUCUCUUCAGGUUUUUCCCUGUGUCCCUCCGAACUGUAGCCCAGCAGAGCCCAUUUGUGCAGCUCUUCUGUUCAUACCUUACCUAGAGAAGGGUUGAGACUUCGGCGUGGAAGUACAGGGCUCCCUCUGCACUGUCUUAACUUACAUGAUUUUACUCUCUCUCUUUCUGUCUCUUUCCUGAUUUGGCUGCUUAGGGACAGACAGGUAAUGGAGAAGAAAUUGAAAGGGAAAAUACAGGGAAAAUGUAAAUGAAAAGAAGUUAUUAUAACUGUUAUAAUGAAGUGCCUUUCAUUUAAAUAUAAGAAUGUAACGCUGAAAUGAACUUGUGAUCCUGAAAUGCAUUUUUAAUGAGUUUCCUUUUUAUUUUGCUGCUUCAGUGGCAUAUUUUAAAGACCCUUUGAAAAAAGCCACAUUAAAAACCCCACCAAAUGCCACAACAUGCAAAAUUGGAUAUUGGUUUAUUCCAAAACUGCUGAUCAGGAAGAGUGGCUCUUCAACACAAAAUGUUGCAGUCACUUUAUUUAAAUGAGUUUGAAUUUGCAUUGUGAUGUGCCAUUCUGAUUUAGAAAAAAAAAAUUAGAUUUUCAGAUCAAAUUGACCCAGUCAGUGAAGCAUUAAGAAACUGGCAGGUUUAGUCUGAAAGCCUCAUGUUAUAUCAAACCUGCAGCCGGUGGAAGUCACAGAGCAGCAGAGAACGCCCUUUCCAGUGCAAUCAGUGUGGAGCUUCCUUUACACAGAAGGGCAACCUUCUGCGCCACAUAAAGUUGCACUCGGGUGAAAAGCCCUUCAAGUGCCACCUCUGUAACUACGCCUGCCGUCGCAGGGAUGCCCUCACAGGACACCUGAGGACUCAUUCGGUUGGCAAACCCCAUAAGUGUGGAUAUUGUGGUCGCAGCUAUAAGCAGCGCAGCUCUUUGGAAGAACAUAAGGAACGCUGUCAUAACUACCUGCAAACUAUGAAUAUCUCAAGCAGCCUUUAUUCAGCCAUAAAAGAGGAAACUAACCAGAGUGAAAUGGCUGAAGACCUGUGCAAGAUAGGGUCAGAAAGAUCCCUCGUGCUGGAUAGACUAGCAAGUAACGUCGCCAAACGUAAGAGCUCUAUGCCUCAGAAAUUUGUUGGUGAAAAAUGUCUGCCUGAUCUUCCAUAUGAUGCCACCACCAACUAUGAGAAGGAGAAUGAGAUAAUGCAGACGCACGUUAUAGACCAGGCCAUUAACAACGCCAUCAGUUACCUGGGGGCAGAGUCCUUGCGUCCCCUUGUCCAGACACCACCAGGUGGUUCUGAGGUUGUGCCUGUCAUCAGCUCCAUGUAUCAGCUCCACAAACCCCUUGGGGACAAUCAGGCUCGCUCCAACCACACAGCUCAGGACAGCGCAGUGGAAAACUUGUUGCUGCUUUCCAAAGCCAAAUCUGUCUCUUCCGAAAGAGAUGCCUCACCCAGCAACAGCUGCCAAGACUCAACAGAUACAGAGAGCAAUAAUGAGGAACGCAGUGGUUUAAUUUACCUGACAAACCACAUAGGUCCCCAUGCAAGAAAUGGCAUCUCUAUAAAAGAAGAAAACAGGCAGUACGAUGUCUUGAGGGCAGGUACUGACAAUUCCCAGGAUGCUUUCAAAGUGAUCAGCAGCAAUGGGGAGCAGGUGAAAGUUUACAAGUGCGAACACUGUCGAGUCCUUUUCUUGGAUCACGUGAUGUAUACGAUCCAUAUGGGCUGCCAUGGGUUCCGUGAUCCUUUCGAAUGCAACAUGUGUGGCUACCAUAGCCAGGACAGGUACGAAUUCUCUUCCCACAUAACUCGAGGAGAGCACCGUUUCCACAUGAGCUAAAACUCCUCCGGCACAGAUCUGGCCUCAACAGCUGUGUUACUGGAGCUGCACGAGCCACGACAGCAACAAAGCACAAGUCAGCUGGACAGUAAAAGCGACAAGAGAAUCAGAAGUUCAGCUAUCAUCUCCCACAAGAAGAGAUUUUUCCUUUUGGUAGCAUGCAUUGUAACUCAGUUUUCUAAAAUAAGUACUGAAGUUUUUAUUGAAAAUGUUUGAUCACCAAAAACCUUUAGUAAUGUAAGUAGGAGCUUUUGUAGUCACGUAGCUGAAAGCCCUUCCCUUCACUGAUGCUUCUUGCAAACCUCCCUUGCCAAAACUGUUAACCAUGCACAGGACGCACCACGCAAAGGAGGACAUGACAGGCAGGAGUGGCCAAGCUUUCUUUCUUAACACCCUGAGCACAGGCCUCUUACACCAGAUGUAUGUUUUUUGGCUUCCUGGUAUUAUUUGACUCUUUUGGGAAGAUCAACCUCAAUUAAAGAUGGAGGGCCCCAUCCCAGAUGACUUUGCAGACAGUUGCAGUGGGACAGGAUCCCCAGUCAGAAGGUCCUGAGUUGCUUUGGUGGUAAAAAGUAGAAUGUUUCCACCUGCAAGGGUGCUGCUGGUAUUGACAUCACGGCGUGCCUUGUUUGUGUCACCAGGCAGGCGAGCAAGCAUGUGAAAGAGAUAAGAAACACCCUUGUAAUACACUCUGUGAAGUAUGAAUUGCAUUUAAUGUAUAGAAAAAGGGUAUUGUUGGCUUUUCUUUGAAUAAAUGUUUUCUCUCCCUAUCCAAUAAACCCCCACUUUUCAUUAAGAAAUCCCUCCUCUCUCUGCAUAAACAAGUUAUGAUGUAUUUAAUUUUUCUUUCUUUCUUUUUAAAAUUUUAGUUAUAUAGAAAAGUAUGAUGUACAGUCGAGAUAAGCACUAGCUAGAAAUACAUGUGGGGAAUGUCUCCUUAUGCACAUUUUUCAUCUUUUUAAACUGCCUGGAAAACAUCCAAAUGUCCCUCUCUUGCAUAUGCAAACAAUCCCAUUGUACUUGCACAGAAGAUGUCCUCUUGUAGAUUUUGUGGCUCUACUCUUAAGUGUUGCACUUUUAAUUAUGUUUAAAGCACUGAGCUGAAUUAAACCAGCUGAUCAAAAUUUGCAGCCUUCUCCCUUUUUACUAGCACUUGCUGUUUAAUGCGGGACCAAGCCCCUCAAAGGUGCUGAGAACCCCGGCUUCGUAUUCAACAAAUAAUUUCCCCAUGUGCUUUAAGUUACUUUUACUUCAGUGGAACUAAUGUUAAGUUUAAAAAAAAUGGUAUUUUGCUGAAUAGAGACCAGAGACUGCAGCACUUUGCAAAGUGCAGUAAAAUCCACCAAGACCUUACUCCAUGGCAGGUUCUGCUGCAGAUACUGUAACUUCAGUUAGAAUAAAAACUUCUAUGAUUAAUGGAUUUUAACCCUAAACACAGCUGAUAUUAUUUUUUUUAAUAUCUUCUUCUUAACUUCCUCUUCCAAAUAGUUCAUUCUUCUCCCUGAACUCCCUCAUACUUUAAGAUUGGGCAAAAAAUAAAUUUUUGCAGCUGCAUAAAAAUCUGUCAUUGGUGCUGCAAUACUUCCUGGGCAACAUUCGUAAAAAUAACCCAUCUUAUUAACUUAAUAUAUAAAUACUUCCACUCUGUAUAAUUAGUGGAUAUUCUCCAACAAACACAGUCAUAUAACCAACAAGAACAGCAGUCUCGUCACACACUUACAUGUUUUCCAUUCAUAAGUGUAUGCAAGCACAUAUAUUUUUUAUAAGAGAGAUUUGAUGGAACUGUGAACAUUUAUACCUAGGCCAAUUUGGCCUGAUAAGUGUAGCUAUAUUUGAUAUACAUUUCCUAUAUAUACAUACUAUUACAGACAUGCAGAGUUCCUUGUUCUGCUUUCACUUUUGCAGGUGUAAGUCAAGAGCAACAACACCAAACUUACAGGAAAGAUACUGAUGAGAUAAUGAAUUACAAAUGUAUGCUUUUACAAUCUCAUGUCUUAGCUCUUCAUGCCAACUGUAAGAAAGACACUCAGUUCAUACGACACAUGGGCACAGAGGUGUUUUUACACUGAAAGUACAUGCCUAUGUAGUAGCUUUGUCCCCAGAUGUGAAUGCUAUGUAUGAACGUCCAUGGACCACUGCACAUACACAACAACAGUGAAAACAAAUCACAAGUACGUUAGGUGGGCUACUACAUACAGAAUGGCCAACAACCCUGCAAAAAAAAAUGAGCAGUGUAAGCUAGAGGCCCAAAGGUGAUCCCCUCUAUUCCCACAUUAUAGGUCAGUUGCCUCAAAAGGCAUAUUGCUCAUUACCUUCCAGCCCAACACACUGUGCAGAGGGUGACCACAAGGAAUCGUUGGCCACUUUCACGCCCCAGAGAAAUUGUGUCAUCUAUGGUUGCUACACAUUCAGCUUCAAGGCAGGCUGUACCUGGCAAUGAGGCACUGACAAAUAUUUUGUAUAGAAAUGACCUGAAGAGGACCUUCAAGGGGGUACCUUACGGUGAUGAGUUUACUUUAUUACUUUCUGUUCAAAUAAAGUUGAAAUGUGUUCAUUUUUUCAGAGGUGGUAGGAUACCUUCGAUUCUUCUUGCACCUCUCCACUUUUGACUGAUACCAACCAAGAAGGGACAAAGUCAUUUCCCAGCUCUGCUGCAACGUCCUGUGUGUAGUCACAUGUUAGCUGUACAGAAACAUUCUGCUUUUAUUGCUCUUGCAGCAAUUUCCUACUGAGCUUAGAUUUAGGCCACUAUAUACCCUAUGCCGUAAUUUUUUUAACCUUUCAUUUUAACUUCAUUUUAAGACAUCCCAAGCUAUAAAAAGGAGGGAGACAGGAGGUCACUCAGGUGCUUUUGUUGCUUUGCUUUUACUAAAAUCCAACACGAAUAAAGCCACAUUCAUUAACCAUGUAAAUAAGCACAGCUCCAGAGGAGUUUAAGACUGCCUUGAACUUAGUUUUUAAAUAUGAUUUCUGAUUAUUGGGUAGGUUCACUGCCUUUGCAGCACUGCUGUGCACACAUGCACAUGUGUGAGUUUCCGUGUCGCUUUUCUUGUCGACAUGCACAUGCUCGAUCUGUACGUUUGUGUAUCAUUAAUAUUUUAUAUACAUACGUAUAUGUAUAUAUAUCUAAAAUGGUUCAUAUGACAUGAUGAUGCACUGUCAGUCACAGUAGGUUUGUUUCCUGGGUCUGGAGUUUCCUUAUUUAUACUAUAACAGAAUAUGUUGAUGUUGUAUAUUGAACAGUACAGUAGUAUAAGUAAGUAUAGUAAGACACAGUGUAUCAGAGGGCAUAGUCUAAAGGCAGGAGCAAACAGCAUCCUCUGUUCAUGAAGGGGCUUCUUUAGGUUUGCCUUUUUUAGGUGUUUUUUUAUUUUCUGUACAAAAUCAAUUUGUUCAGAAAUAAGUGUUUUGAUAAUUUUAUUUAUGAACAUAUGCAAUGAUGGCAGGAAAAUAGGAUGUUGCGUGUCUGUACAUUGAAAAAAACUGUGCCCUCAUAAAACUAUAAUUUAGUGUAAUAUCCCUUUUUAUCUUUUUUUUUAAUUAUUAUUUUUUAUUUUGCUAUGGUGCAAUACCCUGAUAUGGUUUAGCUGAACCCUAAAACAAGUAAAUAUGGUGACUUGCUUUAAUUUUAUAUCUGUUUUUAAAAAGUAAAAAAUAACCACCUCUCAGCCCUUCCCCAAACACUGCCUUUUCUGAUAGAGAAGUUGUAUUUACACACCUUUUUGUUUUUGCUGUGAUUUUAUAUUGUAACUUCAUUUUUCUUUGAGAACAUUGUAUUUAAAAAAAAAAAAAAGCAAAUUUCAUAAAAAAUU
This is a messenger RNA of Columba livia (rock pigeon), 10561 nucleotides long. It is a transcript of the gene IKZF1, whose product is annotated as IKAROS family zinc finger 1. The coding region runs from base 5571 to 6749 and encodes 392 amino acids. Gene Ontology annotation, biological process: regulation of transcription by RNA polymerase II. Gene Ontology annotation, molecular function: RNA polymerase II cis-regulatory region sequence-specific DNA binding; DNA-binding transcription factor activity. Lineage: Eukaryota; Metazoa; Chordata; Aves; Columbiformes; Columbidae. The transcript has 5 exons. The record is from RefSeq and is a predicted model, not a curated record.